CGGUAUUUUAAAUAACACAUGCAGGUUUACGUGUCUUCACAUUUUUCUCUUUAGUUCUAUAUUUGCGAAGCCAAGUUGACAGACUAUAGCUAUCGACAACGAUAUAUAUAUAUAUAUGGUAUCCUGUGUUUAUCAAUUUGGUUUCAUUGCCAUUGUCUUUCAUGUCCUUACAACUACAGCACAAUCAAUGAUGCUGAAUAUUCAUAUCUACGUUUAUCAAACGCACACACGCACGUAUGCAUGUAGGUGUGCGCAUACAUAUAAUAUAUACACACAUAUAUUUCAUCUGUGUGUAUAAUAACGAUAACAUUAUCGCGGAAUCCUGCUUUAAAUAACAUCAACGCGAGAUAUAAACUAACAAUAAGAGUACUUUGUGUCAUCUAUGAACGUGUAAUACUCUAAUGCGCAUUGUUGCUUCGUUAAUCGAUCGAUUUUACAAUAUUACGAAUCGAUUAGUGAUGGAAAGAUAGGAAAAUUUGAAAAUUGCGUAUUCGAUGGAAUUGGAUCGCAAUUGAUCCGUUUAACUCGAUAAUCGUCCGAGGCAUACAAGAUUUACAUAAGUGGGAGCUUCUUACGUUCGUUGAAAAAAUCAAGAAAUUCCCGGAGAAAUUUGUACAAGAGAAAAAUGUUGAAAUGGAACAGAACGAGGAUCACAUGAGCGAUACCAGUUCCUGGGAUACAGAUUUCGAAGACGAGAUACCGGAAGACAAUACUGCUUUUACCGAUACGAGAAACAUCAAUGUUAAUCAAAUAAAUUCGAAUUACGAAAACGAUCGUACUAUUUCGAAGAAGAUGAAAAACGUAAACGCGAACGCGCAAAUAGACGAUAAUACGAAAAGACAAGACGAGGAGACCACUUACGUGAAUUUCGAAUCGACCUUAGACGCGGGAAAAGUUUACGUUAAUUAUCAAGAUAAUUUGACGAAUCUACCGCAAAAAAAUUUGUCGAGGUUGCAUGGAACGAUAGAGAAAACUUUGGCCGAACAAUUGAAGGAACAAUUGCAAUUGAGAAAUUCGAAGAAACCGAUGCUCAAAUCAAAACCGGAAAUAUUAAUAUCCAAGAGGAUACCACAGGUUGCUACGGUUUGCAAACAACCGCAAAAAUCAUUUUUACACGAUGAAUCUAAGACGAAGACGAGACCUCCGAACGAUGUACAAAAAAGAAUGGCUGUUCCACCUCCACCGGCACCUAAGAAAAACGCCGAUCAAAGCUCUCAAAGGAUAGGAAAGAACGACAAAGACGCGUCGAAGCCGUCCAUUUCGAUUAGAAAUUUGGAUCUCAUUGCGAAUUUACCGACUCGACAGGAUAAAAGCGAGGACGAAUACGAAAAGUUCGACAAGCAAAUCAUAGAACAAAAUCAAAAGUCGAUUAUCUCGAAAAUCGACAGCAAACAGUCGUUGAACAGCGGUUCCCAAAGUUCCGUAGAGAGCGUUUAUCAACCAUCUAGUACGACCAGUUGCGAGGACGAGGAAGAGCCAUAUGAGAUUUAUGAAUCCAUUACGGAAACGCCUGAAGAUGACGAUAAUUAUUUAAGCCCCAUUAAAAAAUCAUCGAACAGUGGAGAUCCUCUACCGCCGCCGUUACCCGUUAAACUGCCCACCACACUGCCUUUAACGUUUCAUCGAACAAAAUCAAACAAUGCAAAUGAGCGUUCACCGGAAAAAAAAUCGGCGACGCUACCACAUUCUGGUAGUAGUACUUCGUUAUUAACCGAGAGAGCUACGAGACCAUUACCACCACCGCCAGAUCGAUUGUCUUACGUUGAGAAGCCUUGGUUUCACAAUGUUACGCGAGAACAAGCCAUAAUACUCAUUACAGAACAAGGUACUUACGGUAAUUCACAAGAUGAUGGAUAUUUUCUUUUGAGACCUUCCACAACAAACGUAAACAGUCCGUUAGCUUUGGUGCUAUGGUGCAGAGAUAGAGUUUACAAUAUUCCGGUUAGAAAGAGAUCUGACAAUAGAUAUGCUUUGGGAUCCGUGAAAGUAAACGAAACAUCGUUCUCUAGCGUCGAAGAAAUUGUAACGUGUUAUAUGAAAGAAGAAUUGGUCCUCUAUACGGGCGGUGUACAAACGGGAAGUACGAAAUUAACCGGCACACCAUUGAAAUGAAUAAUAACCAAAUGUGUCAUAAGGUGUGAAAUUGUUCUCCUCGAGAAAUUUAUACAAAUUGUGUAUUUGUCUGAAUCACAUGUAAUUAUAAUAAGUACACUGCCGAAUAAUGGAACGCAUGCCGUGCCAUCGUUAACCUAAGGAUACUUAACAAAUUUUAUCUUUUUAAGAUAUAUAUGAUUCUAAAGUGCCUCUAUUACAUAGAAAGAGAUACAUGUGUAUUAUGUAGACUCUAGUUUGUUGUACGUAUUAUAUAUGUAAAACUGAUUGCACGUUGCAUUUAGUGUGUGUGUGCGUGUGCGUGUGCGUGUGCAUGUUCAUGUGCAUAUAUAUAUAUAUAUAUAUAUAUAUAUAUACACACACACACACGCACACAAACAUAUAUAUAUUUUAUGAAUCUUUUUACAUAUCGUUAAGUGUUACCUCUUAGUAUUAUCAUGUGUGCCUUUGAUGAUACGACAUAUCGAUUAAACCAAAUAAGAUAUGUAUGUUUACAUGCGAUUUACAAUUGUAUCUUAUAAAUUGAUAUUCUUAUUAAGAAAUGCGAUAGAAUCGUGAUAGUAUUUAAUAUUUUCGGAGAUAUACAAGACAAAAAUCUAUUCGUAUAGGUUAAGUCAAAACGUAACGAAUAUUUAGAUCUGGAUAUUGCAUAUUUGUACAAUCGUAUAAAAUAUAAUUCUCUAGUAUAUUUUGAUAUAUAUAUAUAUAUAUAUAUAUAUAUAUAUAUAUAUAUAUAUAUAUAGAUAGAUAGAUAUCUCAAAAAAAUGGAAUAAUGAAGUUUUCUUUAGGUCUACUCUCUUUUUUUUACUUUAAUCUACGUAUAUCGACGAACGCGAUAAUGGUUGAAAAUUAUUAUAUACAGGCGUAUAUAAGUAAUAUUAAUUUUUGUAAAUUAAUGAUCGUCGAAUAAUUCGUUUCGUAUUUAUCUAGUUAUAUUCCCAGAAUUGAUUGAUAAUGAUAUCAGUAUUAGAGUAAUACAUUGAUAACUGAAUCGAUUCGAUUCUUGUAACGUGUAGAUAGAUCGUAACAAUAAGGUAAAAGAUACAUUUAUGAGUAUAUCCUUUAAGAGCCAACGAAAAGAAGCGAUUGUACAAAUUUUGAUAUCUCCUAUGUGAUAACCACCUGUGCCGUACUUAUAAUCAAAAAUAUUACGUAGUCUGAUUUUUGUAUCAAAGAAAACCCUGCUCAACGACACCAUCGACUUUUUGCAUCAUUUCAUUUAUCGAUAAGAUCGUUGCAACACAUCGACGUAUUGCCGUAAGUGUAUUACUUACGUCUUGUAUAUUAUUAUAAUGAUUUUUAAAAGAUCCUUUCGAAAACAUGUUCACGUAUUUUCACGUUUAAUCUCUAUAAGAAUAUCCUAUUGAAAUAAUUGUCUUCAAUAUAAUGUGAUUAUUAAUCUUUUGAAAAUAGAAAAAGGUCAUGUAUCUCUGGUCGAUUAUAUCGGUACGAUCGAACAAAUAAAUAAUAGUUUACGAUUAUAUCGAAUCUGAAACGAGAAUCUUAAUCGCGAAUAGAGUCGAUUGUAAUAGCAAUAUGGCUACGUUUCCACGUUCUUGUUUCAUAUCGUUGUCAAUAUUUUAAUCGCUGUCACCAUUCAUUUCUUUUAUAAAAGCAUACUCUUUGAACAUAUUUUAAUAAAUCCAUUCGAUUCCACUUUUAAUUAAACCUAUAAGAUACGCUUUAAAAGUUCUUUUUCUUUUCUCUUUAAUGGUCACGCUCGAAAGAAUAUAACCUCUACAAUAUCUAUACAUCGUAAAGAUAAAUAAGUAUGCAAAGUUGAAAAAAGUAGGAGAAACUAGGAAUAGAUACGUCGUAAAAGAUAUGUUAAGGUUUGAACAAAGAACUCUCGCAAGGCACAACUUUGAUAAUAAAGAUAUCUUUAUUAACUCUAACGCGAUAUAGUAAUAAAUAAAUUGUUACGAAAUA
Messenger RNA from Vespa crabro (European hornet), 4041 nucleotides. RefSeq lists its product as uncharacterized. Lineage: Eukaryota; Metazoa; Arthropoda; Insecta; Hymenoptera; Vespidae. The coding region runs from base 634 to 2112 and encodes 492 amino acids. The record is from RefSeq and is a predicted model, not a curated record. The transcript is spliced from 7 exons. Gene Ontology annotation, biological process: cell surface receptor protein tyrosine kinase signaling pathway; intracellular signal transduction.